Messenger RNA from Thunnus maccoyii (southern bluefin tuna), 2996 nucleotides. RefSeq names its product Rho GTPase activating protein 19 (gene arhgap19). Gene Ontology annotation, biological process: regulation of small GTPase mediated signal transduction; signal transduction. Gene Ontology annotation, molecular function: GTPase activator activity. Lineage: Eukaryota; Metazoa; Chordata; Actinopteri; Scombriformes; Scombridae. Gene Ontology annotation, cellular component: cytoplasm. The record is from RefSeq and is a predicted model, not a curated record. The transcript is spliced from 12 exons. The coding region runs from base 29 to 1609 and encodes 526 amino acids.
GGAGAACAGCGGAGGAUUCAAACUGAACAUGGCUGCGGGUAAAGAUGUCGAUGAAAACACACAAAAUAAAAGAGGUACAGUGAGCAGUAUGGUGACCAAUCGUGACGAAUCUCCGGGGGGCUCACGUGCCGGCCGACCACCCGUCAUCUUCAACCCGGACUUUUUUGUGGAGAAACUCCGCCAUGAGAACCCUGACGUUUUUCUGGAGCUGGUGCUAAGUAACAUCACUCGCCUUAUUGAUCUUCCUGGGACAGAGUUUUCCCAGCUCCUGGGUGAGGAGGGUCCUAAGACCCCAACAGGUGGAAACGGAGGCUUCUUUCGCUCUUUCAACUUCCUCAAACGCAAAGAUAAAGGUGUUGUGUUUGGGACUCCGCUGACCGAGAGCAGCAUUGCACAGAUCUACCAGCUCAUUGAGUACCUCAGCAAAAAUCUGCAUGUGGAGGGUCUGUUUCGGGUGCCGGGGAAUAGUAUACGGCAGCAGGCCCUUAAGGAGCUCCUCAACAGUGGAGUGGAUGUUGACCUGGACUCUGGAGACUUCCACCCCAACGACGUUGCCACGCUGCUCAAGACUUUCCUGGGAGAGCUGCCCGAGCCCUUGCUCACACAUAAACACUUCCACGCACACCUGAAGAUAGCUGACAUGACUCUGUUUGAUGAACAUGGCAACAAAACUGCGAUACCCAACAAGGAGCGUCAAAUCGAAGCCUUGCAGCUUCUCUUCCUGCUGUUACCUCAAGCCAACCGCUCACUGCUCAAACUGUUGCUGGACCUGCUCUACCACACCGCUAAACAGCAGGACAAGAACAAGAUGUCUGCCUUUAACCUGGCCCUCAUGUUUGCCCCGCAUGUUCUCUGGCCUAGACACAUGACAGCCUGUGACCUGAAAGACAAUCUGAAGAAACUGAACAACAGCAUGGCCUUCCUCAUCAAACACUCACAGAAACUCUUCAGGGCUCCAGUCUACCUGCGGGAAUAUGCCAGAGUGCACUUCACUGGGUCCAAAGCUCUGCAGACCAAGGAUGAUCUUGAGCUGCUGCCAGUAAACGGCUCUCCUGCUCAGCGGACGGUGUUGCCCCAGAAGAGGACGGCUGUUCUGGGCCCCAGCUCUCAGGACCAGUGCCAGUCACCAGCUCAACAAUACACAGAGGAGGCCCUGAAGGAGCUCUUCAGACACGUCCACCACAACAUGCCGGACUCCGCCAAGAAGAAGAAACUUGUCCGACAGUUAGUCAAACAGACCACCUCAGGCACGCCUACCAAUGAGCGCUGCCAAGUCCCCCCAGGUCCUAGCAAGAAACAUCUCCGUUCACGCUCCUUUGGUGGACUCAUCAAGCGCAAGGCUCGUGGCGAGCAGCUGACAGCAGAGAGGCGACUUAGGCACGUCUCACCGGAUACCGUCACCAGGACAGGAAGAAAACCUGGCAAAGAGAACAUCAUCCUGCAGCAGGUGAAUAGCCCAUUGAAUGGUCCUGUGAUGGGGAAAGCGGGGCUGGUAGUAAAAAACCCAGAUUUCUCUUUUAAUGAGAACAAAGCUCUGAAGGUGUCCAAGCAGGACACUCCCUCCAUCUCCAGGAUGUGUUUCUCUCCUGCUCAGGACGUCUCGGUGUAGAACCUGACACCUCCUCCUCCUCGUCUCGGACAGGACUUGAGGCAGUAUUAAUAUUAUUAUUCCUCGUUUUUUUUUAUCAUUGUGUUAUCAUCGUAGUAAGUCUACCGUUAUUUUAACUGUGACUAAUAUACAGCUGCUUUAGCCUCAGCCAGACCAGCCAAACCAAAGCCAGGACCUCUGUCUUCUGUCCACUGCUGGACUGACAAUUAAAUAAAAUGCUCCGCUGUAGCUUUGCGUGACGGUGAUAAAAUAAAUCUAAUUAAAAUCAUACAAAAUGCAUUUUUAAUUCAAUAUAUAUAUCUGAUAAAACACACAAAAAAAAUGUUAUAAUUUCAUUAACAGUUUAAAAAAAUUCCCUAAUUUCUUUCAGUUGUCUUCAUUAGUGAUUUUACACAUUUUAACAUUUAGAUGAUGAAACUAUGUAUGAAGCGUAGCAUGAUUCGCUUAUGCUGCAAAAUAUGAAAAAUAUUGCAUUAUUGAUCAGCCACACUUGACUUCAACGGGCCCCACAGACAUUGGGUUUGUACAAGUAUGGAAAUCUUUGGGACCAAAUGAAGUCUGCAUUCCAUUUUUACUCUUUUAACUCUUUAAAACUCUUUGAAAUCUAUUAAAUUUUAUUUUUAGACCACACAAUGCACCACUAAUGGCCAACAGAUUGGUGCAACAGUACUUUGGGAUUGAAUCUGACUGAUUCAGGUCAGGUGGGACUAUAUUUUUUUUAAAUUUAUUUAUGUUUGUUUUGUUUCGGUAUUCAGAAAUGACCAAAAUCAUAAGAAUUUCAUGCGUUUACCUUGAUAAAGUUUAAGGUUGAGAUAUUUGAAUAAAAGUGAGGAAAAACUCCCACAUCUGGCACAACUACAAGUCUGCAUGACACGAUCUGCUUAAAGAUCAUGUUUUAAAACAUGCUAAACUAUUCACGCGUAAGCAUUAAUACUCAUCAUGUUGCAUGGUGCUCUGUUUUGAAUAAACACUGUCUAAACUUAUCACUUAGCUCUACCUCUAAUGAUAAUCAGAACAGUUGAUCAGGGUCUUUGCUUUGGUUCGGUUGCGCUGACUCUGACCCGCUUGUGUGCCAGUUAUCACUUGAAACAUGUUUUGUUAGCUACUGUAUCAGAAUCUAUGACCACUAGCUAGACGAGCUUACAGUAUACAUGUUGUACAGUAUGUAUGUGUGUGUUUGUGUGUUUUGGUCUUAUUGGGAACGGUGAUGUGUGAUUUUUGGUACGUUACGUUGGUGACUUUGUGUACUGGAUGAUAGCUGGGUGAACAUUUCUCAUCCUGAUGUGAAAAAUAUGAUUUUAAUUUUAAACCGCCUUUACUAUUCUCAUAGUCUUUGUCAUAAUGAAACCAUCAACUAGUUGGAUCCAUAUUUGUGAAUCUGUCAAAU